Messenger RNA from Exophiala spinifera, 702 nucleotides. RefSeq lists its product as uncharacterized. Lineage: Eukaryota; Fungi; Ascomycota; Eurotiomycetes; Chaetothyriales; Herpotrichiellaceae. Bases 1 to 702 code for a protein of 233 amino acids. The transcript is spliced from 2 exons. The record is from RefSeq and is a predicted model, not a curated record. Gene Ontology annotation, cellular component: cytoplasm.
AUGGCAAUUCCCAUCAUCCUCUACACGGCUCACCACUGUCCGUUUGCGCACCGGGUUCAAAUUGCGCUUCGACAAAUUGGGCUUGAAUUUGAGACCUGCCUCAUCGAUAUCACCGUUCCUCGCACGCGCGACUACCUCGCCAUCAACCCGAAUGGAAUGGUACCGGCACUUGUCUAUGGUGACCUUGUACUGACAGAGUCCAAUUUGAUUUGUCAGUUCCUGUCCGAUGCUUACCCCGGUCACCUUCUCAAAGCCAGCUCAGAAGCAGGUGGCGCAUUGCAACGUUUCAAGACGGGUUAUUUUGUCGAGGUAUACUUUGCCAAAGCGCAUUUAUUUUUCGACUCGACUGUCUUCUCGAAUGACCCCGACAUAAAGAAGGCUAUGGCAACCAAGUAUGUCGACGCUAUUGCUAGACAUGUCGAGCCAUUGCUUACUGAUGCGGCGCCCUUCUUCGGCGAGUCUGAGCGUCCGACUCUAGCAGAGGUGUUGCUUGGUCCUUUUCUUCUUCGUGUUCUAGCGCUACCCAAGCAUGAUCAUUUAGUGCCAGGCUCUUUACCGGACGCGCUUGAGCGAGAGGCGCCGAGAUUCUACGCCUGGGCACAGAUUGUGACAACAGUGAACUCGGUGACUGCGAUUUGGGACGAAGAUCUUGUAGUAAGACUUACUUUGGAGAGGAUCGCAAAGAUGAAGGCGGCGAAGUAA